AUAUGAAGUGGAAGACUUUGUGAAUUUUGAUUACAAGCUUCAUCAUUGAAGAUCUUGUUUUGCAUUUUUUUUCUUUUAGGACAUUUCUAUUUUGGCUAAAAAACUUUUCUUCUUACUGUUUCCAGAUCACUCUAUUUUUGGGUUGGUUCCUCUUGGCCUUUCUUUGGGUAGUUAGCUGAAGUUCCUGUUUUGCUUUUCUCAAUCAGUCAGUCUUCGGUCUGUUUCUUGGGUCACUGAGUUGGGAAUUGGGCAACUUUCUGAGAUUUGUUCUCAUCCCACCUGCCAGCUGGGCUCUGGUUCAAGAAGUUGCUAGGCAGUGGUAGGCACUGAAGCAUCUUGGUCAAAAACUGGUUGUUGGGUUCGUGGGUGGAUUGAUCAGUUGUUCAAUAGAGUGGGAGUCAUUUUUUGUGUUUGCACAAUUUAUGUGGGAAGUGUUAGCUGCAGAAAAUGGGUGGUGGUAGAAGAAAGAAGCAGCAUUUUGGCAGAAUCCAUGCCUUCUCAUGUGGGAAAGCAUCAUUCAAUGGCGAGCAUUCACGUAUUGGAGGUCCUGGCUUCUCACGGGUAGUUUACUGCAACGACCCUGACUGCUUGGAGGCCGCUGCUCACAGUUAUGAAGGCAAUUAUGUUAGAACCACUAAGUACAGACUUGCUACAUUCUUACCAAAAGCACUGUUUGAGCAAUUCAGAAGGGUUGCCAAUAUAUAUUUCCUCAUCUGUGCAAUAUUGUCUUUUACACCACUUUCUCCUUACUCUGCUGUCAGCAACGUCGUCCCUCUCGUCGUUGUGAUCGGAGUUACAAUGGGGAAAGAGGCUGUUGAAGAUUGGAGGCGCAAAAGACAGGAUAUUGAAAUGAACAACAGGAAAAUUAGGGUGCAUCAUGGUGAUGGAGUUUUUGAGUAUACUAAGUGGAGGGAUUUGAAAGUUGGGGAUAUAGUGAAGACCACCAAUCUUGAUGGGGAAACUAAUUUGAAAUUAAAACAAGCAUUGGAAGCAACUUCUAAUCUGCAUGAAGAUUCGAGCUUCAAUAAUUUCAAGGGUGUAAUCCGAUGUGAAGACCCAAAUGCAAACUUGUACUCAUUUGUAGGCAGUCUGGAGAUUGAAGAGCAACCAUACCCUCUUACGCCUCAGCAGCUUCUGCUUAGGGACUCCAAGCUACGAAACACAGAUUUUGUGUAUGGGGUGGUAAUCUUCACAGGUCAUGACACAAAAGUUAUGCAAAACUCAACAGCUCCACCUUCCAAGAGAAGCAAAGUUGAGAGGAGGAUGGAUAAGAUCAUCUACUUCUUGUUUUUCCUCUUAGUUUUGAUGUCAUUUGUUGGGGCCACUGUCUUUGGGGUUACAACUAGGAAAGACCUCGAAAAUGGAAGAAUGAUAAGAUGGUACCUCAGACCAGAUGACACCACAGUUUACUAUGAUCCGACGAAGGCACCAGUUGCAGCAAUUUUGCAAUUUUUAACAGCCAUUAUGUUGUAUAGUUAUUUGAUUCCCAUAUCCUUGUAUGUAUCAAUAGAAAUUGUCAAAGUUCUUCAGUGCACUUUCAUAAACCAGGAUCUGCACAUGUACUAUGAGGAAACUGACCAGCCAGCCCUAGCGCGUACUUCGAACUUGAAUGAAGAACUUGGCCAAGUUGAUACUAUACUUUCUGAUAAGACAGGAACAUUGACUUGCAACUCAAUGGAAUUUAUCAAGUGUUCCAUUGCUGGGACUGCUUUUGGGCGUGGAGUUACAGAAGUUGAGAGAGCUUUAGCCGGGAGAAAAGGCUCAUCUAAGUCAUCUUUAGCUGAAGAGGUGACAGAAGAAGAGAGUCAUGUUGAAGACUUGACUGAAGCCAAGUCAUUGAUAAAGGGCUUUAAUUUUAGGGAUGAAAGGAUCAUGAAUGGCCAUUGGGUUAAUGAGCCUCGUGCAGACAUAAUCCAGAAGUUUCUACAGUUACUAGCUAUCUGUCAUACUGCAAUACCUGAUAUUGAUGAAGAAACCGGAAGAGUAUCAUAUGAAGCUGAAUCACCAGAUGAGGCAGCUUUUGUGAUUGCAGCAAGAGAGCUGGGGUUUGAAUUUUAUAAAAGGACUCAAACAAGCAUCUCGGUGCAUGAGUUGGAUCCCAUUUAUGGAAGGAAGGUUGAAAGAGUUUAUAAGCUUUUGAGCAUACUGGAAUUCAGUAGUUCUAGAAAGCGGAUGUCUGUGAUCAUAAGAACUGAAGAGGGAAAGAUACUACUGCUUUGUAAAGGUGCUGACAGUGUCAUGUUCGAAAGACUUGCAAAGAAUGGAAGGGAGUUCGAAGAGAAGACUAAGGAACACAUUAACGAGUAUGCUGAUGCUGGUUUGAGGACUUUGGUACUUGCAUAUCGUGAACUUGAUGAAGAAGAAUAUGUUGAAUUCAACAAAGAAUUUACUGAGGCCAAAAAUUUGGUUAGUUCAGACCGGGAGGAAAUUGUCGAGCAAGUUUCAGAGAAGAUAGAGAGGGAUUUGAUUCUUCUUGGUGCUACUGCAGUUGAAGACAAACUUCAAAAUGGGGUUCCUGAAUGCAUUGACAAGCUUGCUCAGGCUGGAAUUAAGAUAUGGGUUUUGACGGGAGAUAAAAUGGAGACGGCAAUUAAUAUUGGAUAUGCAUGCAGUUUGCUUAGACAAGGAAUGAAACAAAUAGUAAUAAGCUCAGAGACUCCAGAAGUUAAAGCAUUAGAGAAGGUGGAGGAUAAGUCCAUGGUUACCAAGGCAUUGAAGGAAAGUGUUGUCCAUCAAAUAAAUGAGGGAAAGGCUUUGCUCACUUCACCAGAUGAGAACACUGAGGCAUUGGCUUUGAUUAUUGAUGGGAGUUCACUCACUUAUGCCUUAGAAAAAGAUGUCAAGGACCUCUUUAUAGAGCUUGCCAUCAGUUGCGCAUCUGUUAUAUGCUGUCGUUCAUCUCCCAAACAGAAAGCACUUGUUACAAGACUGGUAAAAGAGAGAAAUGGCAACACAACUCUGGCAAUUGGUGAUGGGGCAAAUGAUGUUGGAAUGCUUCAAGAGGCAGAUAUUGGAGUUGGUAUCAGCGGUGUUGAAGGAAUGCAGGCAGUCAUGUCAAGUGAUGUUGCAAUUGCACAGUUCUGUUUUUUGGAGCGCCUGUUACUUGUACAUGGACAUUGGUGUUACAGAAGAAUCUCAUCAAUGAUAUGCUAUUUCUUCUACAAGAACAUUGCUUUUGGCUUUACUAUUUUCUUCUUUGAGAUUUAUGCUUCAUUCUCGGGACAAACUGCAUACAAUGAUUGGUAUCUGUCACUAUAUAAUGUCUUCUUCACAUCACUUCCGGUAAUUGCCUUGGGAGUGUUUGAUCAAGAUGUCUCAGCCAAGUUCUGUCUCAAGUUCCCUCUAUUGUACCAAGAAGGUGCACAAAAUGUCUUAUUUAGCUGGCUCCGGAUACUUGGAUGGGCAAUGAAUGGGGUAGUGACUGCUACCAUAAUCUUCUUCUUCUGCCUCGUGGCAAUGGGUAGUCAAGCUUUUCGUAAAGGUGGGCAAGUUGUUGGCUUCGAAAUCUUUGGGGCCACGAUGUACUCAUGCGUUGUAUGGGUCGUGAACUGUCAAAUGGCACUAUCCAUCAAUUACUUCACAUAUAUUCAACAUCUCUUCAUCUGGGGUGGCAUUGUGUUCUGGUAUAUUUUCCAGUUGGCAUAUGGAGCCUUGGACCCUGACAUAUCAACCACUGCCUAUAAGGUUUUCAUUGAAGCCUGUGCACCAGCUCCAUUUUAUUGGCUUCUCACUCUAUUUGUUUUGGUCUCUUCCCUCCUACCAUAUUUCACUUAUGCAGCCAUCCAAAUGAGGUUUUUCCCCAUGUAUCAUCAGAUGAUACAGUGGAUAAGAACAGAUGGGCAAUCAGAUGACCCUGAGUUCUGUCAUAUGGUGCGCCAGAGAUCCAUAAGACCCACAACAGUAGGUUACACAGCCCGCAUUGAAGCGACAUCUAAACGCUUUGAAGAGAAGCUCGAGGGCCUUUAAUUUUUCACAUUCUUAUCAUAAGAUAAUGUACAUUAUUUCCAAAGAGGAGUUUUUUCUCUUUUACAUAGAGUGUCUUGUAGUUGUGCUCCAUGACAAGCAAAUGUGUCCCAGGGAUUAAGGUUUGUCCUUCCAAGUUUUUGCUUAGGAUAUUUCAAUGUCUAGAAGCUCCAAAACUGUAGCUUUGAAUUUUGGAGUUCAUGUAGAGAAUAGUCUGGUCAACCUUUUGUAUCAUGUAUGAUGUAUCAGAUGUACCAUAACGCACAAUAAGAAUUUUUUAUUAUUUUU
This is a messenger RNA of Prunus mume (Japanese apricot), 4251 nucleotides long. The record is from RefSeq and is a predicted model, not a curated record. NCBI's taxonomy places the organism in Eukaryota, Viridiplantae, Streptophyta, Magnoliopsida, Rosales, Rosaceae.